This is a messenger RNA of Schistosoma rodhaini, 1543 nucleotides long. NCBI's taxonomy places the organism in Eukaryota, Metazoa, Platyhelminthes, Trematoda, Strigeidida, Schistosomatidae. The record is from the annotation of a GenBank genome assembly.
AAGUAGUGAUAUAUAUAACCAAACAAAAGUAUUCGUUUCUUUACCAUUGAUACAGAAAAACAAUAAAUAUCGAAUAUGAGUGUGAUUACAUAAAAAGUGUGACAACUAGGAAAAAUAUGUGACCUUUAAUUUGUUGUUACAAAAAAUCACUAGACAUAAAUGUCACUAUACACUCAGAAACUGGACAUGCAACACAGCAGUACGAACUGUACACACCUACUCCUUAAGAGUAGUAGGAUACUUUAAUUCGCUGCAAGUCGAGCUCGUGCAAGUGACUGCUUAGGAGUCUGUGAAGAGGAAACUUGACAUAUUCAUGAGAACUGAAGACAGUAUAUCACAGUAAUUUACUAAUAUUUUUCGUUUUUGUAAUCGGUAAAUACACCAAAGUUUCCAUCUGUGGGAACUGGUGAUCCACUGCUACUGGAUACGGAAUACUGCUCAGCGAAAUCUUCUUCUUCCAUUCCUUCAAGAACCAUUUUGGCCCGUAGUUUUGUUUGAUUGAUCCAAUUCUUACCUUGAGAGAAUUACUUUUUCAAUCAUAUGAAACUUAUUUAACUUGAUACUGUGUAAUUCAUCCGUAGACUUCACAACCUUUAGCGAUAGAUCUCCUUCGUUCAAACCAGUGAGAAUUCCUGCUUAUCAAAUGAUUGAGACAUCAACUAUUACACACAAAGUAGUUACAGAAUUUGGUUGUAUGCAGAAUGAUAGUAAAAUUGACCGGUACAUAAAUGACCAUUCUUUACGUUUAUCAGAUGCUCAAAAAUGGCUUUUAAAGAAAACAAAAGAUGAUCCUAAAGCAUAUUACUUAAUAUCAAGUCCUGAAAUGCAACUUUUAUCUAAUAUGUGCUAUGCAAUAAAUGCCAGAAAGACAAUUGACAUUGGAGUUUAUACUGGAUAUAGUACAUUGUCUAUUGCUGAAGUAUUACCUUCAGAUGGUUGUGUAUUAGGCUUAGAUAUAACAGAUGCUUAUUUAAAAGAUUAUUGUAUACCAGCUUGGAAAAUGGCAGGUGUUGAAUCGAAAGUUGACUUUCGACUUGGUAUGGCAACUCAAACAUUACAAAAUUUGAUUGAUAAUGGACAAAGUGAAACAUUUGAUUUUGCUCUUAUUGAUGCGGAUAAACAAAAUUACAGUAAUUAUUAUGAAUUAUGUCUUAAACUGAUUCGACCUCGUGGUAUAAUCGCAAUCGAUAAUGUUAUUUGGUCGGGGCUUGUGGUUGAUGAGACCGAUCAAACUUCCGAAACUGUUGGUAUAAGAGAGGUAAACGAUUUGUUAGCUAGAGAUAAUCGUGUACGAAUCUCUUUGUUAAAUCUUGGAGAUGGAUUGACAAUCGUUGUGAAAAAAUGAUCUUUGGGAUACAUAUUCUACAAACAUAGACAUAUAUUUGUACCUAAAUACAUGUAGAUACAUAUACAUGGAUAUCGAUCUAAGUUGGCAUUCAUUGUUUGAUAUAAUCAACAUAACGUAACUAUAUUUUCAUUUUUUUGAAAUGUCACUUCACUUUACUAUAUUAGUGAUAUUGUAAUAAAUCAUUAUAUUUAUUAA